UUGUUUUUUAGAUAAAAAUAAUUAUUACUACACCCAUUUAAUUGAAUGCGAAAAAGAAAGAGAUAAUGCUAUUACUCUUUUUGAGGCUUUAUUUAAGGAAUUUCAAGGGAUAUACGGUAAUGUACCGGAAGAGACAGCACCUCCUCCGCCCCCCCAAAUCAAAAAAAGGUUUUAAAGGAAUAGUUGGUUGGCUUCUUGCAAAGAAAGGGAAGCGUGCUCAGCCUUCGACGAGUUCAGGUGGUACAACUGUAAGCUCGCACAACGAACUUGCUAUGUACCAAGGGGUGCCAUGUGAUUACGAGGACGACGACGACGUGGAGUUUGACGUCCUCGGAUGGUGGAAGCGGAACGAGCACAUGUUCCCAUGUCUCGGAAUGCUAGCAAGACAAGUUUUAUCCGUCCCGGUAUCAACCGUAGCAGUGGAACAAGAAUUCAGUGCUGGCGGCAAUAUUCUAACCGACUCCCGAAGUUGUCUUAGCGCUGAAUCUCUUGAAACACUUGUUUGCAACCGAGAUUGGCUCUUGGCAAGACGUCGAGCUCAAGAGUCAGAAUACGAUUUCAAUUUCGAUCAUUACAUGAAUGCAACCCCAGAUGGAAGGCCGAGUUCUGAGGAAUAAGUUAUAAACUUUUUUUUUAUGUUAAUGUAGAUAUGUAAUUAAUUUUUUUAGGUGAGCGAUAUAUAAGCUCCUUCGAGGGUUUCUUUACGGUUCUUUACCUCGUGUCUUUUUUUGAACCGUCAGAAUAUUAAAUGUAGUUGUUAUUC
This is a messenger RNA of Cuscuta campestris, 763 nucleotides long. Lineage: Eukaryota; Viridiplantae; Streptophyta; Magnoliopsida; Solanales; Convolvulaceae. The record is from the annotation of a GenBank genome assembly.